This is a messenger RNA of Recurvomyces mirabilis, 774 nucleotides long. RefSeq lists its product as uncharacterized. Bases 1 to 774 code for a protein of 257 amino acids. Gene Ontology annotation, cellular component: membrane. The transcript is spliced from 2 exons. Gene Ontology annotation, molecular function: chitin deacetylase activity. Gene Ontology annotation, biological process: carbohydrate metabolic process. Lineage: Eukaryota; Fungi; Ascomycota; Dothideomycetes; Mycosphaerellales; Teratosphaeriaceae. The record is from RefSeq and is a predicted model, not a curated record.
AUGCCUCUCAUCAAUCCGUUCUUCCGCCUGCCCGGCCGCUGGACACGACGCCGAGCUCGAAAAGCACGUAUGGCGGUCCAAGCAAUAGCCAUUCUGGCGAUCCUCCUGGUCGUCCUGCCGGCAUACGUGGUUUACAAGCCGCCUCGGCUUGUGGUCAAUUACUUUCAGCGACGCUUCCCGCAAAUGCUCUUCCACAUCUCGACCGACAGAAAAAUUGUGGCUCUGAGUAUCGACGAUGCGCCGUCGCAGCAUACGUCCCAAAUCCUCGAUGUGCUCAAGGCAAAUGAUGCGCAUGCGACCUUUUUCAUCAUUGGCUCGCAAGUCGCCGGACGAGAGAACUUAAUCGAUGAGAUAGUGCGGCAGGAUCACGAGCUGGGCAAUCAUGCCAUGCACGACGAACCCGCCCUUUCGUUGUCAAACGAUGUGCUCUACGAUGAGAUCAAUGAAGUAGACGGGCUGAUCCGCCAAGCUUACUCCACUGUAGGCAAGCAGCGGAGCAGCCAUCUCUUCCGACCAGGAUCUGGCGUCUUCAGUCAACGUAUCCUGGAUGUAGCCGCGAAGCUGGGCUACAAAACAAUUCUUGGCAGUAUCUACCCGCACGAUCCGUUUAUCAAGUACUGGAGGGCCAAUGCGUGGCAUAUACUGAUCAUUAUUUGCCACGAUAGGCGGAGCUGGACUAUACCUAUGCUGGAGAAAGUGCUGCCCGAGAUGAAGCGGAGAGGGUAUCAGGUUACGACAGUGACAGGGCUGUUGGAGGCAAGUGCUGCUGUGUGA